Molecule: messenger RNA, 2276 nt
Organism: Monascus purpureus
Lineage: Eukaryota; Fungi; Ascomycota; Eurotiomycetes; Eurotiales; Aspergillaceae
Source: the annotation of a GenBank genome assembly
CAGCGACCAGGUCUCAAUUCUGAAAAUGGCGAAGAUCAAGAAGAAAGGUACCUCUGGCCAGGCCAAGAACUACAUUACCAGAACCCAGGCAGUGCGCAAACUUCAAAUUUCUCUGCCAGAUUUCCGUCGACUAUGCAUCUUCAAGGGCAUUUAUCCCCGCGAGCCUAGAAACAAGAAGAAGGCUUCCAAAACCUCGACCCCUAGCACCACUUUCUAUUACACGAAAGAUAUCCAAUACCUCCUCCAUGAGCCACUUCUGAGGAAAUUUCGUGAACAGAAAGCCGUCGCCAAGAAGAUCGCUCGGUCCUUAGGUCGCGGUGAGGUGGGCGACGCUGCGCGCUUUGAGAAGAACCACGCUCCUAAGAUCACUUUGGAUCAUGUUAUCAAAGAGCGCUAUCCCACUUUUAUCGAUGCUUUGAGAGACCUCGACGAUGCUCUGUCGCUUCUUUUCCUGUUUGCAAAUCUACCCUCUACGGCUCAUGUGCCUCCAAAGACCAUUUCGCUCUGUCAGCGCCUCUGUCAUGAGUUCCAACACUAUCUCAUCGCUACCAACUCUUUGCGAAAAUCUUUUCUCUCCAUCAAGGGUAUCUACUAUCAGGCCACAAUCCAAGGGCAGGACAUAAUGUGGCUUGUGCCUUACCGAUUCGUGCAGCGAGUGAAUGGAGAUGUCGACUACCGGAUUAUGGCCACCUUCGUCCAGUUCUACACUACCCUGUUGGGCUUUGUCAAUUACAGACUGUAUUCCUCUCUUGGUCUCAGAUAUCCACCCAAGUUUGACACUAGGAGCGACGAGAAUGGCGCGGAGCUGGCGGCCUUCACUCUCGAGGGCCGCACGGUCGACAAUGCGCCUAAAGCUAUCGAAGCGAGUAGCGCGAAGUCGAAUGGUCUUGUAAAUAACGAGGCGCCUCGUGAGAUUCAAGACAAAGUGGACAAGGUGAUCAAGGCGGCUGGAUUGGAUCGGGAAACGGAAGAUAAAAACGUUGAGGUCGCGGAGAAUACUGAUGCGAUCGACAAAUUUGAACCCACCGCGCCCGAGGCCGACACUCUGCCUCAACCGGAUCUGGCUGGAAGCGAAGCUGGCUCUCUCUUUGUGCCCUUUGUCUUCUACAUUUCCAGAGAGGCACCCAAAGCACCAUUGGAAUUCAUUCUGCGCGCUUUUGGUUGCAAACGAAUUGGCUGGGAUGCUGUCCUUGGCGAUGGAGCAUUCACACAUGAUGAGUCUGAUCCUCGCAUCACACACCAAAUUGUAGACCGCCCUGCACUGCCUGAAUCCUCGCUUCCUGCUAUUCCGGCUGCCGCUCAGAAUGGUGAGGACAGCGCACAAAAAGUCAAUCCUGGGACUCGGGUUCCUGGCAGGACCUACGUCCAACCCCAGUGGGUUUGGGACUCUAUUAAUGAAGGGAAGCUUCUUCGCCCCGAUCUAUACGCGCCGGGCGCUACUCUUCCGCCUCACUUGAGCCCGUGGGUCAAGCCUACCAGGGGAGCGUACGAUCCUCGGGCCAGCUUGGCAGAGCAAGAAGAAGAGGGUGAGGCUGAGAUUGCAGCUGAAGAGUCUGAGGAAGACGAAGAGAUGGAAGACGCGACAGAAGAAAACAAGAAGGCCGCUGCGGAUUCCAAGGACGAGUCGGAUGCCGAAGAUGAUGCAUCUGAGGAUGAAUCUAUCAACGGUGGCAUGGAUGUUGCCGCUACUGAUGAGGACGAAAGUGAGAGUGAAGAGGAGGAGGAAGACUUCGGGGGAUUUGAAGACAAUGAGGCUGAAUCUGAAUCCGAGGAUGAAGAGGAGUCCGCACGGACACAGCACCAGAAGGAGCUUGAAGCUGAAGCUGCUGGUCUUCCAUUCUCUGCAUCUAACAGCGCCGGAAACGAGUCAACCAAGAAGAAGUCUUCUCUAGCGAAGAAAAUGGCAGCCAAGAAGCGCAAGGAGGAAGAGGAACUAGAAAGACAGAAGAUGAUGAUGAGCAGGAAGAAGCGAAAGCUGCUGGAGAAGAUGUUGUACUCGAACAAGAAGCAGUCUGAAGAAGCCGCCAAGUUGCGGUCUAAGAGAAGGAAGCUCGAAAAGACUGCACAGGCGUGAGGAUUUCAAAAGCAUAAUAGAUAUGAAAGUUUGUUUCCCUUCAAUGGAAUGUCGUCCUGGAGGAUUUGGAUAUACGGCGUUGUGUAGAUAUAUGUUCUCGAGUGUCCGAUUCUGAAUGAUCUUCAGAUAUGUCGGGCGCUCCCCAGGCUUGUUUCAGUUUCUCUAUCUCAUAAUGGAAAAGUUCAAAAUCAUAUCAAAAGAA